Esox lucius (northern pike) is the source of this 2407-nucleotide messenger RNA. RefSeq names its product inhibitor of growth family, member 1 (gene ing1). Lineage: Eukaryota; Metazoa; Chordata; Actinopteri; Esociformes; Esocidae. Gene Ontology annotation, cellular component: nucleus. The coding region runs from base 169 to 1101 and encodes 310 amino acids. The transcript has 4 exons. The record is from RefSeq and is a predicted model, not a curated record. Gene Ontology annotation, biological process: positive regulation of DNA-templated transcription.
CACGAUUUUUUUCUUUUACUCAAGUUUACAGUUCUCCACGCUGGACGGGAUACAAUCAAUGCGCCGUUACACAAAUACACUGCAUAAACUUAAUUAAACGGCGAAUCUCAAGCUUCGAUUAAGGAGUAAUUAGUGUGAAAACUAUCGGGUUUGUGUAGACAGAAGAUCAUGCUAAAUCCGGCUAACGGGGACCCGGUCCAAGUCGUUACAAAUUAUGUGGAAGAAUAUUUGGACUUGGUCGAAUCACUGCCUUUUGACCUACAGAGGAGCGUGUCUCUUAUGAAGGAAAUUGAUGCAAAGUAUCAAGAUGUCUUGCAGGAGUUGGAUGACGCUUACGAGCGCUACCGUCGCGAGUCCGACCCGAACCACCGGCGUAGAUUGCAGCUGUCCAUCCAGAGAGCUCUUAUCCGCAGCCAAGAGCUGGGAGAUGAGAAGAUCCAGAUUGCUGGGCAGAUGGUGGAGUUGGUGGAGAACCGUAGCCGACAGGUGGACUGGCAUUCUGAGCUCCUCCGUGCUUCCCAGGAGAUCCCGGAAACCCAUGUUCCUACAGCAACGGCCGUGACAACAACUGCAACCUCCAUGAUGUCGCCAUCAGCUGCAACAACUACACCUGGAAAAACGGGGCACCACGACAAGAGGCGCGAAGAGGCAACGCCCAGCUCCGUCGGCGGCGGGGAGAAGUCCGGCGGGAAACGCUCACGGCGGCAGAAGAACGGAGAGAGCAGGGAGAGCUACGGAGGCAUGGAUCACGGUGAUGAGGCUGGCGUGGGGGCAUCCAGGGAAAAGAGGGCCAAAACGUCUUCAUCAUCUUCCAAGAAAAAGAAAAGGUCAAAGGGCAAGUCGGAGCGGGAGGUGUCACCCCCUGACCUCCCGAUCGACCCAGACGAGCCGACCUACUGCCUGUGCGAACAGGUGUCCUAUGGGGAGAUGAUUGGGUGUGACAACGACGAGUGCCCCAUCGAGUGGUUCCACUUCUCCUGCGUUGGGCUGCAUCACAAGCCCAAGGGCAAGUGGUUCUGUCCCAAAUGCCGAGGUGAGAACGAGAAGACAAUGGACAAGGCCCUGGAGAGGGCCAAGAAGGACAGGGCGUACAACAGGUAGCUGUUCUACUCGGCCCAGUGGACAGUGUUUGUGGUCAUGUUACACUUUUUUUUAUUUCUUUUUUUUUUUUUUUCUACUCCCAUUUAUGUAUCAAUGUUUGGAGAACGAAAAAUCGGAUAGAGGGACUUUUGUUUUUAUUGUGAGAAAAUGCUGUUGAUGUUAAAUACUGUUUCAGGACCACUGGUUUGCAGGAGCUAUAAUGUAAUACAGAUUCUUGUAUUAUAGUCACACCAAUGAGUAUUGGAGACGCUGCCCGCAUCAUGCAUGCAACCAUACUACUCCUCUGGAAUAACAAAUGGAACAUUUCAACCAAGUUUGCGUGCUAACAGUAAUUUUAAACGUGUAUUAGACAAGGGGGUGCUUACAGCUAAGAAGGCGUCGUGCAUUAUCUGUUAAACUGUCUUUUCAUUUAUUUGGUUAUGUGUAGAUGGGAUACAGCCUGUGUCUAAUGUCAAAUAUAUUUUAUUAUGGAUGACCCUGACCUCGAACUGUAACCUUGUUCUCCAAACCGGCUGUGUUAUGUCUCCUAAUAUGGCUGUGAAAAGGCGAUUUGGACGGAAGUUCUUCAAAAGCUUGGAACUGCGCAGCUGGCAGUAGUCAUUGCAGUGUUUAACAGCCAUGUUUGACUGUUUCUACGAUGCGUGUGGUGAAUCUGUAGGUGUGAGGAUUUUGGUCAACUCACUCGUAUUGUGUAUUAUUGUGAAAAGUGCUAACUUAAAUGCAUCAUUCCCACAGGCCAUUGAAUGUGUUUGUUCAAAUGGUAGUGUUCUCUAAGGCCUUGUCAUGUAUAUUCUGAAAUCCUUUGGUCUCUUACCAAGAGUUUCUGCUAAUGACAACUAUCCCACCCUCUGCCCUUUGCACGCUGCCAGUCUGUGCUUAUUGUCAGUCAAAAAUAGCAAACCAACAACUCACAUGUUAUACCAGGUGUCAUUUAGUUGUUUUUUAUACCGCUACUCUGAGGCCAUGCUUGUGGAUGUCUGAAAAUGUGUUAUGUUCAAGGCUAAGUUUAUGCAUUAGGUGAUUAAAAUGCUUCAUGUCACAUGAUGUAAUGUUAUAUUGUAUCUGAUGUCAUCAGAUAACCUGGGAUGUUAGCCACAUGGCAAGGAUUUUUUUCAGUUUUAGAAAAUUAUUACAAAAAGAGGUUCUGAUCGGAUCAACUACGAUGCAGCAUUGUACCAUGUGACAAGGAAUCGACCAUUUUAGUUGGCUGAUGUUUAAAUUGAAAUGUUCACACUGUUUUGGGAAUUUCAAUUAGAAGUUUUGUAUAGAGUUCUUUGCCAAUAAAUCACAUGUUCUCAUUAAGUUU